This is a messenger RNA of Aspergillus homomorphus CBS 101889, 459 nucleotides long. RefSeq lists its product as uncharacterized. NCBI's taxonomy places the organism in Eukaryota, Fungi, Ascomycota, Eurotiomycetes, Eurotiales, Aspergillaceae. The record is from RefSeq and is a predicted model, not a curated record. The transcript has 3 exons. The coding region runs from base 1 to 459 and encodes 152 amino acids.
AUGGCGCCAGGUCCAUCUAUGCCUUUCGAAAUAAAGUAUGCCAAGGCAUCUGAGCUGGGUGCACUCGUGGGCAUUGAAAUACGCUUCCACACAUUCAAAACAGUCUCUUCCUUCGAGUAUUUCGCAAAACCCGAGUGCCAUAUUCUAGCGGGUGUUGACUCUGGGACCGGUGAGAUCAUCGCAUACAGCCGCUGGAAUAUACCAUCUAUUUAUCAAUUCAAAAGAGCUGUGCACACAAGUCUGAGCAUUAAUGCGCAAGCGCAAUUGCAGAAUCUGUGGGCGUACGCACCAGAGUUGAACAAAGGCACCUACACGUUCUACGAGGAGAUGAUAAAGCGUAGUAGGAACGUACAUCUCAGGCAAACUGAUAUUGGUAUCAAGAAAGCAGACGCCUGUAACGCCCGGAUAUAUCUAGAAGCUACGAUGGAAGAAGUACCAGCGUAUUUAAAGCACAGAUAG